AUGCAAACGAUCAAGUGUGUCGUAGUUGGCGACGGAGCUGUAGGAAAGACAUGUUUGCUCAUCUCGUACACCACCAAUAAGUUCCCGUCCGAAUAUGUGCCUACAGUGUUCGACAACUAUGCGGUGACCGUUAUGAUUGGAGGAGAACCGUACACGCUGGGAUUAUUCGAUACUGCUGGACAGGAAGAUUAUGAUCGUUUACGGCCGCUAUCCUACCCACAAACCGAUGUCUUUCUAGUUUGUUUCUCCGUAGUAGCGCCGGCAUCGUUUGAAAACGUUCGUGAAAAAUGGGUACCCGAAAUCGCUCAUCACUGUUCGAAAACACCUUUUCUGUUAGUAGGAACGCAGGUCGACUUACGUGAUGAUCCUUCCAUGUUAGAGAAAUUGGCAAAAAAUAAACAAAAACCGAUCUCAUCGGAUACAGGAGAAAAAUUGGCAAAGGAACUGAAGGCAGUCAAGUAUGUGGAAUGCUCCGCACUCACUCAGAAAGGGCUGAAGAAUGUGUUUGACGAAGCAAUAAUGGCUGCUUUGGAACCACCACCAAUGGAAAAGAAGAAGAAAUGUACAUUGCUGUAA
Messenger RNA from Cooperia oncophora, 576 nucleotides. The record is from the annotation of a GenBank genome assembly. Lineage: Eukaryota; Metazoa; Nematoda; Chromadorea; Rhabditida; Trichostrongylidae.